AUGGCGGUGGGCGCGAAGCUGCACCUCUCGCCGGCCGCCCGGCGCCCGACGCUGCCCCAGCUCCUGGCCGUCGCGCUGCUCUGCUCCGCGUCCUACCUCGCCGGCGUCUGGCACCACGGCGGCUUCACCGCUGCCCCCGCGGCCGGCGGCGGUGGCGCCUCCCCCUCCCCCGUCUCCAUCGCCACCGCCGCCUCCGUCGCCUGCGUCUCUCCCACCACGGCCGGCGUCGCCCGCGUCGGCGGCGCCCCCCUCGACUUCGAGGCGCACCACGCCGCGGACGACACGGAGGCGGUGAACGCCGCACCGGCGCGGCGCGCGUACGAGGCGUGCCCGGCCAAGUACUCCGAGUACACCCCGUGCGAGGACGUGGAGCGGUCGCUGCGGUUCCCGCGCGACCGGCUCGUGUACCGGGAGCGCCACUGCCCGGCGGAGGGCGAGCGGCUGCGGUGCCUCGUCCCGGCGCCCAAGGGGUACCGCACCCCGUUCCCGUGGCCCACCAGCCGCGACGUCGCGUGGUUCGCCAACGUGCCGCACAAGGAGCUCACCGUGGAGAAGGCGGUGCAGAACUGGAUCCACGUCGACGGCGACAAGUUCCGCUUCCCGGGCGGCGGCACCAUGUUCCCCCACGGCGCCGGCGCCUACAUCGACGACAUCGGCAAGCUCAUCCCCCUCCACGACGGAUCCAUCCGCACCGCGCUCGACACCGGCUGCGGGGUGGCGAGCUGGGGAGCGUACCUGUUGUCACGCAACAUCCUGGCCAUGUCGUUCGCUCCGCGGGACUCGCACGAGGCGCAGGUACAGUUCGCGCUGGAACGCGGGGUGCCGGCGAUGAUCGGCGUCCUCGCCUCCAACAGGCUCACCUAUCCUGCACGCGCCUUCGACAUGGCGCACUGCUCCCGCUGCCUCAUCCCCUGGCAGCUCUACGAUGGGCUGUACUUGAUCGAGGUGGAUCGCAUCCUUCGUCCUGGGGGCUACUGGAUCCUGUCCGGGCCACCGAUCAACUGGAAGAAGCACUCGAAGGGGUGGCAGAGGACCAGGGAGGAUCUGAACGCAGAGCAGCAAGCCAUCGAGUCAGUCGCCAAGAGCCUCUGCUGGAAGAAGAUCAAGGAGGUUGGCGACAUUGCGAUCUGGCAAAAACCUACCAACCACAUCCACUGCAAGGCCUCCCGCAGAGUCAUCAAGUCCCCGCCGUUCUGCUCCAAUAAAAACCCAGACGCUGCCUGGUACGACAAGAUGGAGGCUUGUAUAACUCCCCUCCCGGAGGCUAGUGACAUCAAGGAGGUCGCCGGCGGUGAGCUGAAGAAGUGGCCGCAGAGGCUCACUGCCCUGCCACCCAGAAUUGCCAGUGGCAGUAUUGAGGGGGUCACUGCCGAAAUGUUUAACGAAGAUACCAAGUUAUGGAAGAAGAGAGUUGGGCACUACAAGUCCGUGAUAAGCCAGUUUGGGCAGAAGGACCGGUACGGCAACUUGCUCGAUAUGAAUGCGCGCUUUGGCGGCUUCGCUGCGGCAUUGGCGGGUGACCCUAUGUGGGUCAUGAACAUGGUCCCAACCGUUGGAAAUUCAACGACCCUUGGGGUGAUAUACGAGCGUGGCCUCAUUGGAAACUACCAAGACUGGUGCGAGGGCAUGUCCACCUAUCCCCGGACCUACGACCUCAUUCAUGCUGAUUCAGUUUUCAGUCUGUACAAGGACAGGUGCGAGAUGGACACCAUCCUGCUGGAAAUGGACAGAAUCCUGAGGCCGGAGGGCACGGUGAUCAUCAGGGACGACGUGGACCUGCUAGUGAAGAUAAAGAGCGUCGCGGACGGGAUGAGAUGGAAUAGCCAGAUCGUGGACCACGAAGACGGUCCGCUCGUCCGGGAGAAGCUCCUCCUUGUUGUGAAGACAUACUGGACACUCGGGGACGAGAAACAAUAG
Messenger RNA from Triticum turgidum subsp. durum (durum wheat), 1917 nucleotides. NCBI's taxonomy places the organism in Eukaryota, Viridiplantae, Streptophyta, Magnoliopsida, Poales, Poaceae. The record is from the annotation of a GenBank genome assembly.